Candoia aspera is the source of this 5383-nucleotide messenger RNA. RefSeq names its product forkhead box O1 (gene FOXO1). The record is from RefSeq and is a predicted model, not a curated record. Gene Ontology annotation, biological process: regulation of transcription by RNA polymerase II; insulin receptor signaling pathway. The transcript has 3 exons. Bases 418 to 2331 code for a protein of 637 amino acids. Lineage: Eukaryota; Metazoa; Chordata; Lepidosauria; Squamata; Candoiidae. Gene Ontology annotation, molecular function: RNA polymerase II cis-regulatory region sequence-specific DNA binding; DNA-binding transcription factor activity, RNA polymerase II-specific. Gene Ontology annotation, cellular component: nucleus.
CCUAGGGCAGGGACAGCGGCGGCCCUUCGGUUUUCCCGUUUUGGCGUGGGCUGCGAAAGUCCAAAGGUGGGGUGAUGCCCCAACGCGCUUCCCUCCCGAGCGCAGAGCGCCGCCCACCUUCCUCCACCCAGGCAGGCGAAACCUGAGGGGCGUUUCCUUCGGCCCUCGGGCCGCCCCCUCGCGCUCGUCCCUUAGCCCGGGGCGAAGGGGGCGGUGCUGCCGCUCGUUCCUCAGCCAGGACGCUGUGCUAGCUGCGCCAGCCAGCCAGCCAGCCAGCCAGCGGCCGAGGGACGGAGUUGGAGUUUGUUAAGUGGCGUCUGGCGCUCUACAGGAGGCCGCUGCCAGACAGAGGAAGCCGCCCGCCCGGCUCAAUAAACCUCGCUCCUUUCCUCCCGCUCCUCCUUCGCCUCCCUCGCCAUGGCCGAGGCGCCUCACCCCGUGGAGACCGACCCCGAUUUCCAGCCGCUGGCCCGCCCGAGGUCCUGCACUUGGCCUCUGCCCCGCCCGGAGCUCGCCCCGUCCAGCCCGGGACAGACGCCCACUGCAACUCCGGCGAGGGCCGCGUCUCCGUCCCGCUGCGGGCGGGUUACGGCCCUCGGCGCCUCCUCCACCGGCGGUGACCUCCUGAGCUUGCUGGAAGCGGGCGGAGGCGAAGGCUUCGAGGCGGGCACGGGCAGCUCCGCUGCCGGAGCGGGAGACCUCGGCGUUUCAGGCGGCUGCCUCUGCGGGGAGUUCCCGUGCCUCCAGCACCCCCAGCCGCAGCAGCACGCAGGGCCCGCCGCCUUGGCCUCGGUGACGGGCCCUCGCAAGAGCAGCUCUUCCCGCCGCAACGCUUGGGGCAACUUGUCAUACGCGGACCUCAUCACGAAGGCGAUCGAAAGCGCCCCCGAGAAGCGGCUCACUCUCUCCCAGAUCUACGAGUGGAUGGUCAAGAACGUGCCGUACUUCAAGGACAAGGGGGACAGCAACAGCUCCGCCGGGUGGAAGAAUUCCAUCCGUCACAACCUCUCAUUGCACAGCAAGUUCAUUCGAGUACAGAAUGAAGGAACAGGAAAAAGCUCUUGGUGGAUGCUCAAUCCAGAAGGAGGCAAAAGUGGCAAGUCUCCCAGGAGAAGGGCAGCCUCCAUGGACAACAGCAGCAAGUUUGCAAAAAGUAGGGGGAGGGCUGCAAAGAAAAAAUCAGCUCUUCAGGCAGGCCAGGAUGGAAAUGGUGACAGUCCAGGAGCACAGUUCUCAAAAUGGCCUGCGAGCCCCAGCAAUCAUAGUAAUGAUGACUUUGAUAACACUUGGAGUACUUUUAGACCUCGAGCCAGUUCUAAUGCCAGUACCAUCAGUGGAAGGCUUUCCCCAAUCCUGCCGGAACAAGAUGUCCUCGAAGAAGGGGAAGUGCAUUCCAUGGUCUACCCUCCACCCGCCACCAAAAUGGCUUCAACUCUGCCGAGCCUUUCCGAAAUGAGCAGUUCAGAAAAUAUGGAGAAUCUGUUGGAUAAUCUGAAUCUUUUGUCUCCUAAUACAUCAUUAGCUGGAUCUACCCAGUCACCACCUACCACCAUGAUGCAGCAAUCCCCUGGUUAUUCAUAUGCAUCGUCCAACACAAAUAUAGGUUCACCAAAUGCAGACUACAGGAAAUACAGUUAUGCCCAGCCUGGCAUAACUUCUUUGUCCCAGAUACCUAUGCCAGCUAUUCAGGACAAUAAAUCAAACUAUGGAACUAUUAACCAGUAUAACUGCCCAGGGCUUCUUAAGGAGUUGCUUACUUCUGACUCACCACCACAUAAUGACGUCUUAGCAUCGGUAGAUACUCAUGUUUCCCAGCCUAGUAGCCGAGUGCUGGGACAAAAUGUAUUAAUGGUCUCUAACUCUGCAAUACCGCCAUAUGGCAGCCAGCAGCCCCAUAACAAAAUCAUUGCCCCUGGUGCUCGCUCUCACCAAGGGCACAUCCAGCCAACCCCAGUAAUAAACAGCCAUACUUUGUCUCUCACCCUUAGCACUGUGUCUCACGCUUCAAGUGUGAGUCGUUCAUCCCCAGCGAAAACCUCAGUACAGGGUCCUGUGAGCCACCCGAUGCACAUGAACAGCAUCAGCCCCUUCACCACUGUGAACAACUGUAAUGGGUAUGGAAGAGUGGGGAUUGUUUCUUUCCAUCAGGAGAAGCUCCCUAGUGACUUGGAUGAUAUGUUCAUUGAACGGUUGGACUGUGAUAUGGAAUCAAUAAUUCGUAAUGAUCUGAUGGAUGGGGAAACAUUAGAUUUUAACUUUGACAGUGUGUUACCUAACCAAAGUUUGCCACAUGGUGUUAAAACAGCAACACACAGCUGGGUCUCGGGAUAAGACUGGAAGGUUAGUUCUCCUUUUGCUUCAGACAUCUCUGACUACAAGAACUGCAUAUGCAUAAAGAAGUCCAAAGAUGUUCUUCAGCUUCUUUGCAUUUUCUUGUGUAAUUUUUUUUUCUCUUGUCAGUCUUGGCUGCAGAUUUUUUUUUUUUUGUACAAAAUGUUUGCCAGAUACUUGCAGGUUAUUUGCUGCUGUAAGUAAGGAAUGUGCCAUUGGAAGUGUCUUUAUUUGGAAGUGCCAAACUCACCACUGUCACUAACGUCAUAGAAAAGCAGAAGAUACUUGAGCAUCACGUGUUGGCUUUAUGCUGCAGCUUCCCCUACAUAGGUGGCUUCCAGAUGUAUUAAACUUCAAAUCCCGCAAUCCCUAGCUAACAUGGCACCAGUAUGGGCAAAGUGGUGUAUAGAAUAGGCUGCAGAAGUAAGCUUAAUUUCUGUAAGAUCAUAUUAGAUGUAAUUAAACUUAUGGAACAUGGUGAACAGCUUGAUUAAUUGUCUUUUGGUGAGUUAAAAUUGCUGUACAUUUUAUAUGAAAAAAAACCAUUGAAUAUGACCCAACCAAAGUUUUGGCCAUUCAGAUUUCUAUAUUAGUAUGUUGAAAAGCUUUGUUUGCAUAUGUAGUAGACUUAUUGUAGAGCUCAUUUCCAGAUUGAUUAAUUUUAUUAAUAAACGUAAAGUUUGUAAUAGACCUAUAACUAUUUUUCUUACAUCUGUUGUUUUACAGGUUUCUUAAAAAUAUGCAGAAUCCAAUACUUAAAAAAAUUCAGCAUAUUUUAUACACAGUAUUUUAACAAGAUAAGAGGAGAGAAUUUUUAUUAGCACUCUGUAAGAUUCAUAACCAGAAGGUUUUUACAUAUAAAAUUUCUGGUUUUUUUCUGGCAUGAAGAUGUUCUGUAUUGUUAGUACUAUAUUGACUAUCCAAAAGUCUUAAAUAUUGUUAAAUACUUUGUAUAUACAGAUCAUAUUUGUAUUUAUUUUAUGAAGUUUUAUAAAGAUUGUUAGGCAUCUGUGUUAAUAGUUUCAUUAAUAAUCCAUUUUAAUUUCUUUUUUUAACUGCAUGGUCCCUCAUUUCUUUUUUUAUUACUGCCUCCUAUUUUGAUUUGAAGAGAUCAUACAGCUAGAAACUUGGUUUACACUAAUUAUGAUAUAAUAAUGUAUUUUGUAGAAAUGAAUCUUGAUCAUAAUAAUAUAACAAUAGUUUUGAUGGGGUUUACUGACCAUUGCCUUCAACAUCUUACAAUGAUCAAGAAGAAUUCCAAUAAUUUACUCUUAGAUUGAUAAGAGCAGGCUUACAAUAUAUAAAUAAAUAUAAAUAAUAUUGAAAUUGUGAGCUAUAUCUUAUAUCUCUGAUAUAAUAGCUGUGCUGUGUAUCCUUCUUUUGUAUGAUCUUGAACCUCCCCUUUCCAAAAUCCAAGCAAAGGAAAUACUUGUUCAAAUAUUUGAGCACCUGAGGAAAAGGCAGCAGUGACAAGGGGAUUGGCCCAGAGAAAUUGCCAGAUCUUUUUGUUUCAGUGUUUCGGAGAGAGAGGCAAUAAGGACUUGCCACGGAUGGUGUAGGGGAGACUAGGUGAGGUAAAGCCCCUGAGGGACACAAAACUACUUAAUGUAUCACGUGGUUCAACUGCACACAUUUAACAAGGUGUUCUUUGAAGACCCUGUGGUUCAUUAUAUUUUGAUAUAAGGCCCCAUGGUGUACUGCUAGAGUAUCCCUAAGAGGAGAAUGGUCCCAUAAGCAUAUUAUACACCUAAGAAUAUUCUAAUAAUUUUGGCACAGAAUCCUGGGAAAGACUAUUAAAUGCUCCCGUGUCUCUGUCGGUGUAUGCUUUAAUUCAUUAUGAAUGGUAGUUGAAUAUGGUUUGCCCAGAUAAGGAAAACCUCUGCUCAUUUUAAACACUGACAAUUAGUGUUACCUGGACUCAAUGCUCAGUAACGCUGUAAUAGUGCAGGAGGACUCUCCCUUUGUGACCGGAGGGAAAUUGAACAUGUCUUGGAGUGUGGUAUUACAAAAAAAUGAUGUGAAGACUGAUCAUACAUAUUUCUGCUUAUAUCUUAUAUUCUGUAGCUUAAAAAACUAGAUAUGAUGGCUUUGUGAAGUGUGUCAGUUGCUUUUCCAAGCAGCCAGGCUAUUCUCUGUCUUGGUCUGUAAGAGAAAUGUAUUCUAUAAUAGAACUGUUCCAAUUUAAUGUAUUGUUUCUACUUACGUUGUAUUAAUAAUUGCAUUAAUGAGAUCUCUGCUUUGAUAAACUGACAAGUUCUAUGAAAUGAUAAGCUAAUGUACUGUUGAAUGGUGACAACUCAACAGAACAUAGGUAAAGAAGAGAUGAUUAUUAACAUAGACCAGUUCCUUAAAAGUCUUACAGUGCAAUUCUGCACAUGCUUGCUGUGAUAUAAUUCUGACUAUUCAGUGGGUCUGACAUCCUAGCAAGCAUGUCUCAGGGUUGCAAUCUUAAGUUUGCACUUGUUCCAGUAAAGUGGAUUGGUGAUGCUGUGACUUUUAAACAAUUUAAGAUAGCAGGAUGAAAAGUUCAGGCUUGUUAAUUUUUCAUUGAUAUUCCAAGGAAGUGAUUUUAUUUGUUUUUAUAAGGCCUAAAACUAAUGAUGUAGGUUAGGGAAACAAAUGUAACUGCAUUACAACUAGAUCUUUUAAGACAGAAUUCUCCUCCUUUUGGGUUUCCCCCAUUUCUGCCUUACCAACAUACUGACAUCCGAAUAUUUCAGAUGUCAUUUCUGUGACUUAUAAAGAGAAGGCAAUUUCAUUGCUGAACACCUCAAACUAUCUUUUGGAUAUUUGUGGGAAAGUGCCUGAUGUUUUUCCAAACAGAAAAUAAUCCUUUGUAUAAACCCAUACAUGUAUAUGCAUUACUUUAAUGAUCUUGUCCUUCAUAUGGUUAAUCUGUAUGCUGAUAAAGGAUUCUGUUUAUUUGUUAUUGUUUGUAAUCAUUCCGAUAUGCAAAGGGAUUUAAAAUCUUUCUAAUCUGUCUUUAUAGUAGUAUCAUGAGAAGAGGCUUUUUUUAUUGGAAAGAUAAUAUAUUUUAUAAAUAAAUAAAUAA